AGAGCGACGAAGGCGACUCUCAGUGUGCAGGACGACCAGCGCGAGGCGCCAUGCGCGGAAAAGAACUCGCGGACAGGCUGACGGGCUGACAGGCUAAGACUAGGCCAUCUGGCGGCGACUGGCGGUUAGGUCAUGUUUUGGUCAGAUUGCACAACUAGGGUGCACGGCGCAAAAAAAAAAAGAAAAUAAUUAAAAAUGCUGAAACUUUUUUUAAAUUUUUUUAUUAACAGUGUGGUUGUGUGUGUGUGUGUCCGAUCCGUUUCCGCCUCAACAGUCCCGUCGAAGGCUACGCCGCUGCAACAUGCGUCCGGAAAGCACGCAGAAGAUGCUGUGGUCCGGCUGCGUGCGCGGCCCGCUGCGGUGCGCGCGCGCCUUCCUGUGUCCGGCCAGGGGCAGCAUGCGGAUACCGGCGGGGCGGAUGGCGCAUCGCGUGGUCCCCGUCAUCCGCACGGACUCUCCGCCCCCCGCGCCGCCCCCGGACCCGCCCCCGGACGCGCCCCCGGCAUGCGCGGCCCAGGACCUCCACGCCGGCGGCGGCCUCGGCGGCGGCGUCGCGGCCCCGGACGGCAUGGCGCGGCUGUCGGUGCCCGGCUCCUUCGUCAGCUACCUGGACCCCGCCGACGAGGCCGUCUUCCUGGGCACCAACAACUCCGCGGGACGCUACUUCGCGCGCCACGACUCGUACAGGCGGGCGGUGGGAGCGGAGGGCGCCCAGCGCGAGUUCAGAGCAACACCCGACUGGGCCGAGUCUGCGAUCAACGGCGAGCACCUGUGGUCGCCCACCACGCAGUCCGGGGACAUGUGCUACGUCGGCGAGCCUGAAUGCACGAAACACGGGCCGCGGUACAAGUGCGCGGCCUGCAAGAUCGUGGCGCACCAGUCGUGCGUCCCGAUCCUGCUGGACCGCCUCCGCUUCACCUGCAAGGCCACCUUCCGGGACGUGGGGGUGCGCGCCUACCGCGAGCAGGCCAGCACCGCCGUCACCCACCACUGGGUGCACCGCCGCAGCCAGAAGGGGAAGUGCCGCCAGUGUGGCAAGUCGUUCCAGUCCAAGUUGUCGUUCAGCUCCAAGGAGAUCGUCGCGCUGAGCUGCAGCUGGUGCAAGACGUCGUACCACAACAAGGAGGCCUGCUUCAACUUGACGCGCAUCGGCGAGGAGUGCACCCUCGGCUCCCACAAGAGCAUCGUGGUGCCGCCGUCCUGGAUCGUCAAGCUGCCCAGGAGGGGCAGCUUCAAGUCGAGCCUGCGCAAGUCCCCCAAGAAGAAGGGCUCCUCCAAAAAGAAGACCAAGGACAAGGCUGAGAAGGAACCGCGCGCGUUCGUGAUCAAGCCCAUCCCCACCGCCAACGUCAAGCCCGUGAUCGUGUUCAUCAACCCCAAGAGCGGCGGCAACCAGGGCACCAAGCUGCUGCAGAAGUUCCAGUGGCACCUCAACCCGCGCCAGGUGUUCGACCUCACGCAGGGCGGGCCCAAGAUGGGGCUGGAGCUGUUCCGCAAGGUGCCGAACCUGCGCGUGCUGGCGUGCGGCGGCGACGGCACGGUGGGCUGGGUGCUGUCCGUGCUGGACCAGCUCGCCUUCCACCCGCCGCCCGCCGUGGGGGUGCUGCCCCUGGGCACCGGCAACGACCUGGCCCGGGCGCUGGGCUGGGGAGGGGGCUACACCGACGAGCCCAUCUCCAAGAUCCUGUCCAACAUCGGCAACAGCGAGACGGUGCUGCUGGACCGCUGGCAGCUCAAGGUGGAGAAGAACGUGGACGCCAAGGACAAGGGGGACGGCAAGGAGCAGCUGCCCCUGUCCGUCGUCAACAACUACUUCUCCAUGGGCGUGGACGCGCACAUCGCACUCGAGUUCCACGAGGCCAGAGAGGCCCACCCGGAGCGCUUCAACUCCCGCCUCCGCAACAAGAUGUUCUACGGGCAGAUGGGCGGCAAGGACUUGGUGCGGCGGAAGUGGAAGGGGCUGGCCGAGCUGGUGACGCUGGAGUGCGACGGCAAGGACCUGACCCCCAAGCUCAAGGACCACCGCGUGCACGCCGUGGUGUUCCUCAACAUCCCCAGCUACGGCGGCGGCACGCACCCCUGGAACCGCGCCUCGGGCAUCGAGCAGGCCACGGACGACGGCCUCAUCGAGGUGGUGGGGCUCACCACGUACCAGCUGCCGCUGCUGCAGGCCGGCGGCCACGGCACCUGCAUCGCGCAGUGCCGCACGGCGCGCAUCGUCACGUCCAAGACCAUCCCCAUGCAGGUGGACGGCGAGGCCUGCAAGCUGGAGCCCUCCGUCAUCACGCUGUCGCUGCUCAACCAGGCCACCAUGCUGGCCAAGCGGCGCGGCGGCCGGCCCCAGGCGCAGGAGGCGGCGCAGGAGUCGCUCAAGGUCACGGUGCUCAAGAUCAGCAUGCCCGACUACGAGCAGCACCACUACGACAAGGAGCUGCUCGCGCAGGCCGCCCAGCCCAUCGGCGAGCUGGAGACGGGCCCCGCCUCCGACCUGGAGCAAGUGAGGGCCAUGAUCGGCAAGAUGGAGAGCCCCAACAUCCCCCCGGACUGGUGCUUCGUGGACUCGUGCACGGCGGAGCGGUUCUUCCGCGUGGACCGCGCCCAGGAGCACCUCCACUUCCUGAUGGACGUGGCCGCCGAGCAGCUGUUCAUCCUGGAGGAGGUGGCGGACGUCGCCGACACGUCGGGCGGUUCCGGCGGCUCGGGCGCCGCGACGAAGGACGUCUCCCGCGAGACCUCGCAGGAGACGUCCCAGGAGAUGUCGCAGGAAGUGCUGUCUCCGUCAGACGACCAGUCCACGUCGGACCGGGCUUCACCGGACCCCCUCACCGAGGACAAGGAAUCCUUUACUACUGUGUCGGCGUCCGCCGCUGCCAUGCCUGCCCCCCACGCCCCCCUCCCCCACGCCCCCUCGACCUACACCCCGGUCUACUCCACUGACGGCGUUCCCAUCUCAAACACGGACAACGCUGCCGCCGGCUCCAGCCGAACGCAACAAAAGUUGUUUGGACUGAACUAUGUUAAGUACAGUCAUUUACUUGAGAAAUCUUCAGAAGACGUCCUCAGAGCUUCACGAGAGAAUGAUCUAAGAAGGCUGAGGGAUCUCCAUCAGCAAGGCUAUUCCAUGCUGUCUAUCGAUGCCGUCGGCCAGACUGCUCUUCACAUUUCUGCCAGGGCAGAUCAUCGUGAUAUUGUCAAGUACCUGCUAGCAAAUGCCCCACCUGCCAUUGUCGACAUACCAGAUACAGAGAGAGGGCAGACCGCCUUGCAAGUGGCUGCCGCUGGGGGCAGAAGAUCAGUGUGCUGCCUGCUAGUGGCUGCUGGGGCUUCCCUCGUCGUCCGGGACCGCCAGGGCCGGACCGCCAAGCAGCUUGCCCUGCAAGCCAAUGACUCAGAGCUUGCCCAUUACCUUGAAAGCCAAGAACGCUUUCACCUUGUGACGGAGGAUGUUGAAACCAUCGUCUAGCAGACUUGUCGUAUUCACACCUUUCUCCUGCCCUGCCCCACCCCGCAUGAGUAGCCACUGUUCGAGCUGGACGCUGCCCCUGAUUGAGCCUCGGUGGGCAUGCGGCCUCGGCCAUCCUGUUGCAUCCUGUACAGCCAGCUGUCCUUAGCAGGCUUUCAUCCUUUGCUCGUGUUUUUUGGGUGGAGUGUGGUCUGGUCCGAAGCCCCGGGCCCACCCCUCUCCUCCCUCAACAGCCCUGGUGUGGCAUGGCGUUGUUUGGUAUGAUAAAUCUCAUCUUACAUCCUAUUACCAUCUUGGAUUGCACGUGCAGCGAUACCAAGAUGUGUCAUCUCAUUGGACCCGUUUUGUCCCUGCGUUGAUGCCAAUAUGACCAACAAAUAGUCUCUAAGACUCAAAUAGUCCCUCUAGGAAGACUAUGAUUUAAUUACUUUACUUGUUUUCUAGACCUGUCUUAUCUUGCUCUGCCAUACUGUUACUGUCUCAAAUGUGUUCUGCUUUGUGAACAAUGUUUCAUGUAAAGAGAUAGAUUUACCACACUUUGAUUGUUAUGUCACAUUCGGUUAUUGUGACAAUUCUAGACAUCAUGUGCGAUUGUUUGGUGCAUGGUUUUUAUUGGAAGUAGUUGAAUCUCAUUGUAGCAAAAAAAAUUAUGUGCAAGUUCAGACUUCUUUGUUGUUAUUAUCAGGCGUCUUUUACUUGCCACUUUUACAGUGAUCUUAUUUACUAGUGUGAUAAGUACUAUGUUUUGAAUCUUAAAUAAAUAAAUCUAUUUUGUGAUGCAAUAAUAUAGUAUGUCAAAGUCUCUCUAAGUGAAAUCAAUGUAUAAAUAAUUUUUUCACUUGAUGUUCAUUAGGUCUUCCAUUUGCUCUUGUUUUUUUGAAAAAUUCAUCUAACUUUUGCAUUUGUCUAAUUUUGAAUUGAUAAUUUUCUUAUUUACAUCAGUUAACAUUACUUACAGUAGGUCUUCACCUUUUAUAGGUAGAAGCUGUACAUACCUUUUUCAACCUCAACUCUGUGUAAUCAGUAGAAAUGUUUGAUGAAUCUUGAAAUUUGCUUGAAGGUGCGCUCUUCUGACUAAUCUUUACCUGUUCACUGAGAUUUUUAUCACUUACUUGUAAAAUGUCUUACAUUAAAUUUGAAAUAAUGUACACUCCACAUUCGUGCAUGCCUUGUCUUGUCAACGUUUUGUAAAUACCAAGUUUUCAUUUUGUUCUUAUCUUAAAAUUUGCUAGUACCCUGGAUGAUUGUGUAAGUUUGAGGUCUGUGAAAAUGCUGUGAAAUCCUGUACUGUAUGUACUUUUAAUUUUUAUUUUAGACCCGACUGCUCCCUUUUUGCAUAUUGUCACUAAAGAUCCCCCCUCCCUUUUUUCUUUAUUUGCUAUGACAGUGCGGCUCUGAUUAGUUAAAUUGCAUCUAUUUUUCUCUUUCUUAAAGAGUACUAAACCACUUUGAAAAGGCUUUCCAGUCUAGGGCAUUCAUGCUGUCUACAUGGAAACAGUUGAUUGCAUUCAACAACAGUGGUUAACUUUUUUCUCAUUAUAUUUUGAAUAAUGUCAAUUUUUAGUAUUUUUUUUCUCAUUAACUGUUAAUACAUUGUACUGUUAAGAAAUCUUUCAUAAAGUCAAAUAUGCUAAGGGAUUGGCUCUGUAAAUAUUGUUAUUUAUAAGGACAUUGUAACUUUUACCAAACACAUUAAUAGGAAAUCCUUUUUUGUCUUUUGUUCUUGAUUCAGAUAAUGCCCGUAGCGAUGCACUUUCUCUUUGUCCAAAAGCUCUUAGUUGAUGUACCUAACUGAGAUGCUCAAAGCAAUAAUAAUUCAGCUGUUGUUGUUUUUGUUUGUUCAUAAAUUUCCAGCAUAACUGUGAACCGGCUGUGGCCCUAUUAAAGAUGAGUAGGUGCAACAUAGCUACAAAUUGAUAGGUGUACUGGUUGUUUAAUUUUGUAAGUGCAAUAUACAUCAGUUUUGUUUUGGAAGUUUCUUAUGUGGACCACUCUAGUCUUUUGUAGUGCUCUGUUAUGGCAAGAAAUGCUUUACGUUUUUCUGACAGGGUGUCUGCCUUAAAUUUAUUUAAUGGCUGAGAAGUGAUUUUUAUCUUCAACUAUUUGCUUGUAAGAGUUUUUUUAAUAAUGUUAGGCAAAAAUGUGGAAGGUUUUGCUGUGUCAUUUCUUGGAGACGUGUGUUGGCAAAUAAUGUUGAUUAGCACCCAAGUUGGUAGAUUGAACCAGCCUUAUGAUGUUUUAGCUACCAUUCUUUUUCAUUCUUCUCAAAGGGAAUGCUAUUCCUUUUGGUAGUUAAAAAGGUGUAGUAAAUCAGUCUUUGCUUGGUUAGUCAGGGUACUGAUAUGAUGCCAACCCACAAUAUUCUCAGAGAAGUGAAACAAAAUAAUGUCAGCUCAUUUCUACAUUCAUAAUGAUAUUUAUUUUUUAUCCCUGUAAAUAUUAAAUUAUGUUUCAUCAGAGAUUUCUAGAAUUUGUGUUUGUUAUAAAUGCUUGUCCCCCCUCCCCCUCUCUCUCUCCCCUGUUACAAUUAGGAAAAAAAGAUGUUUUAUGGUAGAGUGAUGAUAGUGUUGUGGAGGUGUUCUGUGAUGUAUGUGUAACCUGCAUAAGCAAAGCAAAGUUGUGUCCAAGUUGUUGCACCUAAAGUCUUGCUACACCAAUACUUUUAAUGUAUUGCUGCCAUCUCCAAUCUCUUUUCCUGUUUUGUUUUACUUCUAUAGUCGUCUGAGACUGACACAUCUUUCCGAGCAAUAUUAAAUGCAAAAUAUCCUCUUAUGUCUCCCUCUAUUUUAGUAACUUAUUGUAGUAAUGAAUGAUGAAUGUAUGUACAUAACUGAUUACUGCUCUUCCUAUAAGAAUGAAUGGACCACUUGUAGUAAAGUAGGCACUCUCACUCUGUCUUUGCAACAUUUUGUAUGAGCUAAGAUUGUGAGCAGUGUAUAAUGGAAUGUUUGGAAAAUGCAUAUCAUAUCUUUUACAAAACUUAUUGUAAAUAUUGAUACAUGAUACAUGACAAUCACAUAUCGUAGAUGCAUAUAUUGCUUCAGACGCUGUUGACAUUUUCUCUCCCCUCAUUUGGAUAAAGCCAGAGUUCAGAUCUGGCUUUCAACAAGUGAUUAGAAAUUUAAUCCAUCGCUGAUCCAUCCCAUGCUAGCAGUCAUAGUUGCAUUUCUCUCCUUAAAGAUGAGUCAUUCCAUGUUGUUGUUGUUGUUGUUGUUUGUGGCUGUUUGAGACCUUCACAAUUUUGCUCAAUAGGAAUAUGUGAAGUUCCCUUGCCACUAGAAAACAGCUAAAGUCAGGAAUCUCCAAGCAUUGAAUAAAAACUUUAUGGAAUGACUAUUCAGUUUGCAUGCAUGUUCCACAUUCCAAUUAAAUGUAUUGAAUCUUCAUUUUAAAAAUUUUCCUCUUUCAAAGAAUAAUUUAUGGUUCAAAAUCAAAUUUGCAUUAGUGUGGAGUUUUUAUGUCUGAUCGGACUGCACUCAACCAUCUUCAAUUUAAGUACACAUCUGAAAAAAAUCCCCCCCUCUUAAUUCUUUGCAAAAAAAUUACUUUUCUUCAAAAAUAGAUGAUGCAUGUCGGUUUGUUAAACUUGUGUGUUUUCAGUCCUGAACAAACCUGGUUGCCACUUUGCAGCCUGAUUUCUUGGGGUGAACUUUGACUGAAAACUACCACUAUUUUUGGUGAGAAAAUGAACAAAAAAAAUGUAUUAAGUAGUGGUUUUAGUUCACAUUUAACAACAUUCCAAUCCCAAAUGUUCUCCUGUAUCGUAGCUUCACUCUCACAGUUCUGAAAUCCACAUCGACACAGUUAAAAUCCUCUAAAUAUUAAUUCUAUUCGUAAGGGUGUGAGUUGACUCACCAACCCAUCUUCUGUACCAAAGAAACUACUAAGGUUUUUGAAGAAAUUGUGUCAAAGUUAAUGUUAUUGUGUUAAGCUAUCACAUUUGUAAAAAUGUAUGGAAUAUACAUAAAAUAUGUGAUACAACUGGUGUAACCGUUAAUAAAAAUUUAUGAAAAUAAUUUUA
This is a messenger RNA of Thrips palmi, 7484 nucleotides long. RefSeq names its product eye-specific diacylglycerol kinase (gene rdgA). The coding region runs from base 302 to 3463 and encodes 1053 amino acids. NCBI's taxonomy places the organism in Eukaryota, Metazoa, Arthropoda, Insecta, Thysanoptera, Thripidae. The transcript has 19 exons. Gene Ontology annotation, molecular function: protein binding; ATP-dependent diacylglycerol kinase activity. Gene Ontology annotation, biological process: intracellular signal transduction; lipid phosphorylation; diacylglycerol metabolic process. The record is from RefSeq and is a predicted model, not a curated record.